AUGUUGACACGAAUCGACGAGGACGGAUCGAAAUCGGGGUCGCUGGAGGUGAUCUUCGGACCGAUGUUCAGUGGGAAGUCCACUGAGCUGCAGAGACGGCUUCGGAGGCAUAAUGUAGCGAAUAGGCGCGUGCUCGUGGUGAAGUACGCGGGUGAUAACAGAUAUGACGGCGCGGUGGGUUCGACGACGUCGGCGGUGACGCACGAUCUGGCGACGAUGCCGGCGCUGCCAGCGAAGGAUUUGAAAAACAUCGAUAACGUGUCGCACAACUACGACGUGAUCGGGAUCGAUGAGGGACAGUUCUUCGAUGACGUGGCGCACUACUGCGAAAAGUGGGCGCAGGCUGGGAAGACUGUCAUCGUGGCUGCGCUCGAUGCGACGUUUCAACGCAAGCCUUUCAACUCGGUGCUUCAGCUCGUGCCACUGGCGGAAAGUGUCACUAAAUUGACCGCCGUCUGCACAGAUUGCGCUGCAGAUGCUGCGUUCACCGCGCGCACAACGAAGGAGACGGCGGUGGAAGUCAUCGGGGGUGCCUCAUCGUACAAGGCUGUUUGCAGGCGUUGUUACGCGAAGUACGCCUCAGAAAUGCACGAGAACGGUGCGAGUGUAAAUGUUACAUCGGUGAAAGCCGCCGGGACGCCGCUGACGAAGCGUGUCGCUGAAAGCAUGAGCGAACUCACCCUGAAGACGCCGGCGCCAACGGAGAGCUCGUUCACGUUCACUACUCCGGCGACUCCACAGAUGGCUCGGGACACGACGCAGAAAAUGAAAAAUGUCGACGCAAUGUCUUCGAAGAGUGCGAAGAAGUCGCGUGGCUUCGGCGGCCCGGGACGGUCACCGUUGGGCGACUUCAUGAACGGUUCGGGUUUGCACCGUUCUCCACUCAGCACGCUGCGAUAG
Ostreococcus tauri is the source of this 900-nucleotide messenger RNA. RefSeq names its product P-loop containing nucleoside triphosphate hydrolase. The transcript has a single exon. Bases 1 to 900 code for a protein of 299 amino acids. Lineage: Eukaryota; Viridiplantae; Chlorophyta; Mamiellophyceae; Mamiellales; Bathycoccaceae. Gene Ontology annotation, biological process: thymidine metabolic process. Gene Ontology annotation, molecular function: ATP binding; thymidine kinase activity. The record is from RefSeq and is a predicted model, not a curated record.